AAUAAAAUCGAUCAUCCGGUUACAAGUCAGCAGUCGAGGCCUAACUGGAGGCCAGGGGCCCCGGUUAAUGGCACGUUUCACGGUGACAGACCUAGAAGAAUGCUGUCUCCCGUCCGUCAUUCCAGGCGGUUUUGGCGUUGGCUGUUCUUUCUCCUCUGUCCCCCGACAAUUCCCUAAACGCCAGCUGGGACCGAGGUUCAACGUGCUCUUGAAGUGCCCAGGACAUUUCAAGCAUGGUCUUUGUUUGGCUUAACAUAAAAAUCUCCUCCUCGAGAAGGGCGAAGUGUCCCCCACGCGAUGCUAUGCGUGGACGGAUGUGUCUCCUGAGGAGAGGUGCACCUGGGAAGCAGAAGCGACGUGUGAAAGGCCCAGCCAUGUGCCUGCGUGGGACGGUCCGUGUCCGAUUUGCUCCCGUGGGGUUGACCGCCCACCGUGCCGAGUCACUGGCACCACAAGUGACUGAAGUCUUCGGGGACACGCUUUUUGACGUGGCAUCUCACCUAGAAGCUGUGGUCCCCCAGUCAGGCCAGGAAAGGGGGAACAUGCAGCCCCUCCCGCCCCGCAGCAGAGAGCGGAAUCAGAGAAGGCUCGUCCCCGAGAGUGUCCACAAAGGGACCCUGGGCCGCAGCCCGGUCCUGAAGUCCCCACUCUGCAGGGACGUCUGCAGCAUUCACUCUGGGCGGGGCGGGCAUGGACAGGGUUCACACCCCACAGUGGGGGGGUCACAGACACAGCCGGGUCACUGGCAGUACAUGGUCACCCUCGUGACACUGAGCACGGGGGAUGUUGGGCGUGGGGCAGGUGUUUGGAGCACGUCACCGCAGGGUGGUCCACACGGGGGCUGCGACAGGGCCGGUGGGGCUGGUCCUUCCUCCCCACCCCCGUCUCAGGGUUGGGUGAUUCCCCGGUGAUGGUGACACCCCACCGGCCCACUCUGCGGCCACAGCUGGGGACACGACAUA
Messenger RNA from Microcebus murinus (gray mouse lemur), 962 nucleotides. Lineage: Eukaryota; Metazoa; Chordata; Mammalia; Primates; Cheirogaleidae. The record is from RefSeq and is a predicted model, not a curated record.